Messenger RNA from Gregarina niphandrodes, 363 nucleotides. RefSeq names its product sybindin-like family protein. The transcript has a single exon. Gene Ontology annotation, cellular component: TRAPP complex. The record is from RefSeq and is a predicted model, not a curated record. The coding region runs from base 1 to 363 and encodes 120 amino acids. Gene Ontology annotation, biological process: endoplasmic reticulum to Golgi vesicle-mediated transport. NCBI's taxonomy places the organism in Eukaryota, Apicomplexa, Conoidasida, Eugregarinorida, Gregarinidae.
AUGUCGCGCAUCGCUGCUAGCCUAGCUAAGAUUGACAUAGAUCAGUAUAGUGGUAGUGGGCAAGCCGGUGUCCCGUUGAAGAAGCGUUCCGAUUUGAUAGGGCUGAUGCACCAAAAUCAGGGGAUCACGUUGAUACAAAGCGAUAGGCACAAGAUGGUUUGCUACGAAACCCCAACGGGGCUGCAGCUAUUCUGUUCAAGCGACUUGGCUUCACCAAGCGUCCUACAAUGUCGACAAUAUUUGGAGCAAAUAUACCAGCUAUACGCGGAUUGCAUAACAAAGAACCCACUUUGCGACUGCGAAAUGCCUAUUAGACUUCCUUUUUUUGAUGAUCAAGUGGAACAACUUACACUACGCUAUUGA